Molecule: messenger RNA, 1550 nt
Organism: Thlaspi arvense
Lineage: Eukaryota; Viridiplantae; Streptophyta; Magnoliopsida; Brassicales; Brassicaceae
Source: the annotation of a GenBank genome assembly
UCAUGGAGGCCUCUUGCGAUCUUGAAGUGGAUGUCAAUGGCGAAGAGAUUUUCAUUUUGGACAAGGAAACGAUUUCUUCUUAUUCAGGAAGAAUAAAUAAGUUAAUCGGAAAAUCCCCUGGUGGGACGAAAAAUCUGAACGUGAUAUUCCAAGACUUCCCUGGAGGGGCAGAGAGUUUUGAGCUCGUGACAAGGUUCUGCUACAACAAAGGAAAAGUUGAGAUAAAUCCCUUAAACCUUGCUCUCUUACACUCUGCUGCACAAUUCCUGGAAAUGGACAAAUAUGUCCUGGAACCCCCAAUUUACUUGAACAAACAGAGAAAUCUCUCAAGGACAUCAGAUUUACUUCCUAUUGUAAAUUCCACUGAUAUACUACAUCAAUGCUUGGAUUCUCUUGUUGGGAGGAUUGUGUUGGCCAGUGAAACAAGCCCAUGCCCAUCUUCUUCUUCACCAGAUAGUACUGGAUUUCGGCUUUCUUGUGACACUAGAAGCACCGAUAGCUUGAAAAAUUGCCCUUUUAGAGCAACUUGGUGGUUUGAGGAUCUCGUGGGUUUCUGUCCUGAUUUGGUUGAAAUGAUAUCAAAAUUGAUGAUUUCCCGGAGAUUUGAUCAUGCUACCAUAAGUAGGUUCCUAUUAUAUUACCAGAAAUCAAGGUCUAUUAGCAGUACAACAGAUGAGAAAAGAAAAAUUAUCGACAUGGUAGUGAAUGUGCUCCAUUCUCUAGAUUGGAGUGCUAUUUCGUGCAAGAACUUGUUCGGAAUUCUUCAGAUUUCUCUGCGUUUAGACAUACAAAAAUGUUGCAGGAACAAGUUAGAGAGCAUGAUUGGAUCACAUAUGGAUCAAGCAACACUAGACAAUCUGCUUGUGCCAGCACCACCAGGAACAAACUAUCUAUAUGAUGUGAAUUUGGUCCUAAGGUUCUUGAAGUCAUUUAUGGGAAAAGGAGCGUGCUGCAUACCAUUGUUUCGACUAAGGAAAGUUGCUAGCUUGAUGGACCUAUACAUAGCAGAAGUCGCGCCAGAUCCCUGUUUGAAACCAUCAAAAUUCUUGGCUCUAGUUAGGGCCCUGCCAGAUUCUGCCAGGGAUAACUGUGAUGGAAUCUACCAUGCCAUGAACUUAGGAAAAGAUAAACAUCUGUUCGGAUUGAAUUAUGAGAAGCUAUCCUCGGAAGCUUGUGAUCACCUCACUCGGAACAGGAAGUUCCCUUCAGAAUCUGCCACCCAAGCUCUCAUCUCUCAGCAGUGCAAGCUCAGAAGCUUGCUCCAGGAGACCGACCCAGCCCAAACUUUUGUGGACUCCCCAUGUAGCUUAGCAGGGAUUGAUUUGAAAGAAAAGAAAUAUGAUGAGGCCUGUGAACAAAUUGUGCUUUAUGCUGGAAAGCUCAAUCUCUCAUCUGAGAAUGACAAACUCAGAGCACACCUCCAAGGUAUGCAAUGGAGGGUGCUUGAGCUGGAGAAAGUUUGCAGGAAAAUGCAAUCCCAAAUGGCAAAGAUCAUGAAAUCAAGAUUAUCAAGCCAAAGUACUGCUAGAUCCUUGCCCAAAUUAUGUUCA